Messenger RNA from Colossoma macropomum (tambaqui), 1626 nucleotides. RefSeq names its product plexin domain-containing protein 2. The coding region runs from base 81 to 1496 and encodes 471 amino acids. The record is from RefSeq and is a predicted model, not a curated record. The transcript has 12 exons. NCBI's taxonomy places the organism in Eukaryota, Metazoa, Chordata, Actinopteri, Characiformes, Serrasalmidae.
UUGUGACAUAACCCUCUGUUUUUUGGGAUGCAUAUUUCCAUCUUUUUUGCUUACAUGUUCCCUUUACCUAACAGCGAGACAUGGAUCAUAUCUACUAUGUCUCCAAAAUCUACACACUCACGGAUGCUGCAGGCAGGGACUUGUGGAUAAACAUUGAGCAGAUGGACAAGGGAAAGGUUCAUGGUGUCCUUUCCAACACCCACAGACAAGCUCUGAGAGUCAACUUGUCCUUUGAGUUCCCUUACUAUGGACAUUUACUGAGAGAGGUCACAGUCACUACUGGUGGUUUCCUCUACACAGGAGAUGUCAUCCACAAGAUGCUGACUGCCACUCAGUACAUCGCCCCGCUCAUGGCCAACUUUGACCCUAGUAUUUCUCCCAAUUCCACCGUCAUUUAUUUUGACAAUGGUACAGCUCUUGUUGUGCAGUGGGAUCAUGUUUACCUCCAAGACAGCUCACAUUUAGGUAGCUUCACCUUCCAGGCCACUCUGCACAGAGAUGGCAGGAUCACCUUUGCUUACAAGGAGAUUCCCGUUCACAUAAGCGAGAUCAGUUCAGUGAAUCACCCUGUUAAGGUUGGCCUCUCUGAUGCCUUUGUGGUGCUUCAUAAGAUUCAGCAGAUUCCUGACAUCCGAAGAAGAACAAUAUAUGAAUACCAUAGAGUUGAGCUUCUAAAAUCCAAGAUUUCCAACUGCACUGCUGUUGAGAUUCUGCCUCUGCCAACCUGCCUCCAGUUUUCCAGCUGUGAACGCUGUGUUACAGCUCACAUUGGCUUCAACUGUAGCUGGUGCAGCCGCCUCCAAAGAUGUUCCAGUGGCUUUGACCGAAAUCGCCAGGACUGGGUUGACAGCGGGUGUCUAGAUGAGAUGAAGGACCAGAGCUGCAGUCAGACUGUAAAUAUAACCCAACGCCUCAGUGUAACCAUUACACCUCCAGUCAAUAGAGCCAUGGACCCAGCAACUACUCUCAGGACAGUGAAGUCUAAGGCCACAGCCAAGCCUACCAGAACCUCCACAACAACCAGAGCAAGCAGUACAUCCCCUCUUCCCACCAUCACCCCUGCUGAUGAUGACACAAACAUCGCACUUCAUUUGACUGAAGAUGGACCCUCAGAGACGGAGAGCCCAGACAAGCAGAGUGAGGAGCGGCUGCAGACGAGUCUACUCAUAGGCAUUUUGGUCACUACGUUUGUUAUGGUGGCCGCUAUACUUGUCACAGUCUACAUGUACCAUCAUCCCACCUCCAGCGCCAGCCUGUUCUUCAUAGAGAGACGGCCAACACACUGGCCAGCAAUGAAGUUUCGUCGAGGCUCCGGGCAUCCAGCUUAUGCAGAAGUGGAGGCUAUGGGACGAGAUAAGGAAGGCUUCAUUGUAAUUGAGCCUAAAGACAGCUUCAUAAUUUCAGACCGGCGGGAGAGCGCUUUCACAACAGACCAAAGAGACGGCUUCAUUGUGCCUGACCAGAGAGAACGCUUUCUUGUAAUGGACCACUGCUGACGCACAGUCCCAGUCUGAGCUGAAUCUGGAAGAGACUUUUUGGUUAGAAACAUACCUCGGAACAAUGAUGUUUUCUCCUCUCAACUCUUUAUUUAUUCUGCCAGCAACUGUGGACACAAAUCAAUGAACA